This is a messenger RNA of Acinonyx jubatus (cheetah), 3125 nucleotides long. RefSeq names its product histone H1.3. Bases 76 to 744 code for a protein of 222 amino acids. Lineage: Eukaryota; Metazoa; Chordata; Mammalia; Carnivora; Felidae. Gene Ontology annotation, cellular component: nucleosome. Gene Ontology annotation, biological process: nucleosome assembly. Gene Ontology annotation, molecular function: DNA binding; structural constituent of chromatin. The record is from RefSeq and is a predicted model, not a curated record. The transcript is spliced from 2 exons.
CCCGCCGCCGGCCUCCGAGACGCGCCGCCCUGACAGUUUGAGUUUACUUUUUGUCUUAGUUGGCAACGCGGAAGGAUGUCGGAGACCGCGCCAGUCGCUCCUGUGGCGCCUGCGCCCGCAGAGAAGGCACCUGUGAAGAAGAAGGCGAAGAAGAGCGGCGCUGCCGCCGGGAAGCGCAAGGCGUCCGGGCCGCCGGUGUCCGAGCUCAUCACCAAGGCCGUGGCCGCCUCCAAGGAGCGCAGCGGCGUGUCCCUGGCCGCGCUCAAGAAGGCGCUGGCGGCCGCCGGCUACGACGUGGAGAAGAACAACAGCCGCAUCAAGCUGGGCCUCAAGAGCCUGGUGAGCAAGGGCACCCUGGUGCAGACCAAGGGCACCGGCGCCUCGGGCUCGUUCAAGCUCAACAAGAAGGCGGCGUCCGGGGAGGCCAAGCCCAAAGCCAAGAAAGCGGGCGCGGCCAAGCCCAAGAAGGCUGCCGGGGCGGCCAAGAAAGCCAAGAAGGCCGCGGGGGCCGGCACCCCCAAGAAGAACGCCAAGAAGACUCCGAAGAAGGCGAAGAAGCCCGCGGCGGCGGCGGCUGCGGGCAAGAAAGUGGCCAAGAGCCCGAAGAAGGUGAAAGCGGCCAAACCGAAGAAGGCGGCCAAAAGCCCCUCCAAGGCCAAGGCCCCGAAGCCCAAAGCGGCCAAGCCCAAAGCUGCCAAGCCUAAGGCGACAAAGGCAAAGAAAGCUGCGCCUAAGAAGAAGUGAAGGUUGUAGCGGCAUGUCCUGCCUCCGCGUUCUCAAAGGCUCUUUUCAGAGCCACCCAACUAUUUCAAGUGGAAGAGCUUAACUGGUAUCUUUAAGCUAACGUCCUGGGUAAGGAAGACCACCGCUGUCUUAGUGUUCUGCACCCAGAGGACGAGGGAACAGGAAGCUCAUUCCCAGUCACCGUGUUUCAUCACUGACCAUGUCCCUGGGAUGGUCUCCCUUGAGGGUCUCUUGAAAUGCUCAUGCUUGGGUUUCUGAUGCUCUCUUGGUGAACCAAGGUGGUCUGUCCGUUAUUGUUGCAAAAGCCCAGGUUUAGAAAAACCUGAGAGAUUGAUACUUACAGAUGGCAAACAUCAGACAGGAGCCCCUGUGAGUAGUUCUCUCAGAAGCACACAACCAGUCAAUCAAUCAAUCAAUCAAUAUAAAUACAAUUUUCAGGACCAGUCUGAAGUAACCACUUUCUCCUUCUGCUUAGUAAUUUCCUGACUUCUUAUAACGGGAGGCGGCACACUGAAUUCCUGUCACUGUAUUGAGGUCCCAAUUAUUCCUGUCACUCAGUCACUAAAUCAGGUUGAUGUUUAUUUAGAGUCUCGGUAAGUGAUCUUUCCGCCUUUCUCACAUGCUUUCUGUAUCUUCUCCGUCUUGGGAUGAUUCUACUGUUUCCUACCCAGGGUCCUAAUUCUAAUUUUUCCAGCCCCGAACUCUGCAAUUCUGGUCAUUCUGUGAUCUGUCUUAUGCAUAGGGUGACUGGCUUCCCAUUGCCUUAGGUUCAGGUGGGAACUUUGCAGUCAAUUUUUUUUUCAUAAUAAUACUUUCUGCUUGCAUUAACUAGCGCUAAUAACAACUCCAAUUUUCUUUUCAGUGCCUUCUCAUUUGUUCUUUUGUUUUUCUUUCUCUUUUUUUAAACAACUUUCUUCACCUGCCAUUCUCUCCUCUCUGCCUGGGAGAGUUUUCCCAAUUCCAUUUCAAGUUCCAUCUCCUUGAAUAAAUUCCCCUAAUUAACAUGUCUAGCCUCUGAUAAUGUGCUUUGAUGACAUUUAACAAUUGGGUGCCAUUAUCAUCAAUGGCAAAUUUAUAAUGCUUCUAUUCUUUUCUCUCAUUAAACUACACCUUAGGGCCUCAGUCAUGGUUUUCCACUACUCUAAGGUUCGUGUUUUUAAUUGACUAAGGUUUUUUGUUGUUUUUUUUUUCCCCAUAAGUGUUCUUUUUAAUCCUCAGUCUCGAUUUAACCCAUUACCCCCCGCCUCUGGUAACCACCAGUUGGUUCUCUAAAGAGUCUGCUUCUUGGUUGGUCUUUCUUUCUUUUUUCCGUUUUGUUCAUGUUUUGUUUCUUAAAUUCCACAUGGGAGUGAAAUCAUAUGAUGUUUGUCUUUCUCUGACUUAUUUCCCUUGGCAUUAUACUCUCUAGCUCCAUCCAAGUUGUUGCCAAAUGGCAAGAUUUCCUUCUGUUUUUAUGGCUGAAUAAUAUUCCAUUGUCUAUAUACCACAUCUACUUUAUUCAUUCAUCUAUCCAUGGACACCUGGGCUGCUUUCAUAGUUUGGCUAUUGUAAAUAAUGCUGCAAUAAACAAAGGAAUGCCUAUACCCCUUUGAAUUAGUGUUUUUUAAAAAAUCUUUUGGAUAAACACCCAGUAAUGUGAUUAUUGGGCCUUAAGGGAGUUCUAUUUUUAACCUUUUGAGGAACCUCCAUACUGUUUUCCACAGUGGCUGCACUAAUCUGCAUUCCCACCAACAGUGCGUGAGGGCUCCUUUUUCUCUACAUCCUAGCCAGCACCUGUUGAUUCUGGUGUCUUUGAUUUUCGCCAUUCUGCCAAGUGUGAGGCGAUAUCUCAUUUUAAUUGACUGAGUUUUUAAUCCUGUCCGAUAGGUGGGAUUAUCCCCAGAUAUUAAUCAGAAUUAGUAAUUUUAUUUUCUGUCUUUCUAUGAAGGAAGCCAAGAGUAAUAAAUCUCUCUGCCCCUUUUAUGCCCCUCUUCCCCAUGGCUUGACUUAGGUAUUACCUCCCUUACUUUCUGACUUGUGCUAUGCUGCCGAAGGUGUUGGGGUUACUACAAAAAGAAAACCAAAAAUAUUUAUAAGGCUUUCAUGGCAAAAAAAGUCUCCAGAUAUAAAAAAAUCAAUAUCCCUCUGCUGCCAGUUGCUGUAGGAAGUGUAUGCAAAAUGAAAUAAAACUUCUGAAUUGUCUUGAUUUUAGCUAUCAUUUCUAUAAGAGAAAGUUCCUGGCCAUUCGGAGAUUAUACAGUGAAGAAAAGUGAUGUAGUUUCAGGCAACCAGAUAAAGCCGAAAUGCAUAUACGACUUAAUUACCAGUAGGUACAUAUGAAAUGUGACCUGAGUCAUAAUUUGCGAUCUUUCUCCAAUAAAAUAAAAAUUCAUUAAAAGCAA